CCCGGCCCGGCGCCCCCCGCAGCCCCGGGCGCCGCGCGUCGUGCCCGGCCUGCGGCCCCAGUUCCUGUGCGGCUCGCCUGGCCCGCGAUUGUCCAUCGGACCGUGCCGCCUAGCUGCCCGGCCUGCCCGCGUGUGUGUUUUGGUCUGGGCUGGCCUCCAGGCCGUUCGUCCCCGCUGGUCGGGCCAUGCCGAGUCGUCGCGUCGCUAGACCGUCCGCUGCGCCGGAGCUGGGGGCCUUGGGGUCUCCGGACCUCUCCUCGCUCUCGCUCGCCGUUUCCAGGACCACGGAGAUCAUCGACGAGUACAUCAAGGAGAAUGGCUUCGGCCUGGAGGGGGCGCAGCCGGGCCCGGGCGAGGGGCUGCCGCGCCUGGUGUCUCGCGGGGCGGCCUCCCUGAGCACCGUCACCCUGGGCCCCGCGGCGCCCGCGCCCGCGGCCACGCCGCCGCCCUGGGGCUGCCCCCUGGGCCGGCUGGUGCCCCCGGCCCCGGACCCCGGGCCGCGGCCGCACCUGAUCAUCACCGAGCAGCCCAAGCAGCGCGGCAUGCGCUUCCGCUACGAGUGCGAGGGCCGCUCGGCCGGCAGCAUCCUGGGGGAGAGCAGCACCGAGGCGAGCAAGACGCUGCCCGCCAUCGAGCUCCGGGACUGUGGAGGGCUGCGGGAGGUGGAGGUGACCGCAUGCCUGGUGUGGAAGGACUGGCCUCACCGAGUCCACCCCCACAGCCUCGUGGGGAAGGACUGCACCGAUGGCGUCUGCAGGGUGCGGCUGCGGCCUCAUGUCAGCCACCGACACAGCUUUAACAACCUGGGUAUCCAGUGUGUGAGGAAGAAGGAGAUCGAGGCUGCAAUUGAGCGGAAGAUUCAGCUGGGUAUCGACCCCUACAAUGCUGGAUCCCUGAAGAACCAUCAGGAGGUGGACAUGAAUGUCGUGAGGAUCUGCUUCCAGGCCUCAUACAGAGACCAGCAGGGACAGAUGCGCCGGAUGGACCCUGUGCUGUCUGAGCCCGUUUAUGACAAGAAGUCCACAAACACGUCAGAACUGCGGAUUUGCCGAAUCAACAAGGAGAGUGGGCCAUGCACGGGUGGCGAGGAGCUCUACCUGCUGUGUGACAAGGUGCAGAAAGAGGAUAUAUCCGUGGUGUUCAGCAGAGCCUCCUGGGAAGGCCGGGCUGACUUUUCCCAGGCUGACGUGCACCGCCAGAUUGCCAUCGUGUUCAAGACACCACCCUACGAGGACCUGGAGAUCAUUGAGCCAGUGACAGUGAACGUCUUCCUGCAGCGUCUUACUGAUGGGGUCUGCAGCGAGCCUUUGCCCUUCACGUACCUGCCUCGGGACCAUGACAGCUACGGCGUGGACAAGAAGCGGAAACGGGGGAUACCCGGUGUCCUUGGGGAGCUGAAUAGCUCUGACCCCCAUGGCAUCGAGAGCAAACGGCGGAGGAAGAAGCCAGCCUUCCUGGACCACUUCCUGCCCAGCCACAGCUCAGCAGGCCCUUUCCUCCCCCCGUCAGCCCUGCUGCCAGACACAGACUUCUUCCCUGGCACCGUGACCGUCCCUGGCCUGGAGCCCCCAGGCGGGCAGGAUCUUCUGGAGGAUAGCUUUGCCUACGAUGACGCCACAGCCCCCACGCUCUUCACCAUGCUGGACAUGCUGGCCCCGCCACCACUCGCCAGCGCUGUCGCAGGCAACGGGGCUGUAGGGGCCUCAGCUGGGGAACCUCCCGGCCCCGAGCCGCUGACGCUGGACUCAUACCAGGCCCCGGGCCUCGGGGACGGGGGCACUGCCAGCCUUGUGGGCAGCAACAUGUUUCCCAACCAGUACCGCGAGGUGGGUUUUGGGGGUGGCCUUCUGUCUCCAGGGCCUGAGGCCACGUAGCCCCCGCGGCGCUGGGUGAGGAGGGAGGUGAGGAGCCAUGCAAACUCAUCCAAGAUGUCCAGCACUCCCAUCGCCUUGGGCCGCCCUUGGUGAGUCUUCCGAUCUCCUGAUCCUUCUGAAUCGAACAUUUUCAGCGCUGACGAAAAGCUCCGUGGCGUCGCUUUCCCCUGAGCCCAUUUUACAAAUGAGAAAACUGUGUGGGGAGGAAAAGGGGCGUGGCCCCUGCGCCGGCUUGUCACAGCUGCCUCGGCUCCGCGAACAGGGGGCACCUCCAUGCAGAUUCUGAAGAAUGUACAUAUGGGAAGAGGGUGCACAUCCCCAGCCCUCCUUUCCCAGGCUUGAAGUUGGGGGUAGGUCGUUCAGUCUUCCCAAUAAAGAUUAAUUUUUGAGCCUCGG
This is a messenger RNA of Manis pentadactyla (Chinese pangolin), 2270 nucleotides long. It is a transcript of the gene RELB, whose product is annotated as RELB proto-oncogene, NF-kB subunit. Gene Ontology annotation, cellular component: cytoplasm. NCBI's taxonomy places the organism in Eukaryota, Metazoa, Chordata, Mammalia, Pholidota, Manidae. Gene Ontology annotation, molecular function: DNA-binding transcription factor activity, RNA polymerase II-specific; RNA polymerase II cis-regulatory region sequence-specific DNA binding. Gene Ontology annotation, biological process: cellular response to stress; non-canonical NF-kappaB signal transduction; inflammatory response. The transcript is spliced from 11 exons. The coding region runs from base 186 to 1874 and encodes 562 amino acids. The record is from RefSeq and is a predicted model, not a curated record.